Molecule: messenger RNA, 1103 nt
Organism: Rhizopus microsporus ATCC 52813
Lineage: Eukaryota; Fungi; Mucoromycota; Mucoromycetes; Mucorales; Rhizopodaceae
Exons: 3
Coding region: 102-1103 (333 amino acids)
Source: RefSeq, a predicted model, not a curated record
GUGGACACAGCCGUUCGGUGGACUGGGUUCAUUUUUUGAGAUACAGUUUGCCGACAACAGUUGCAGGUUGCUAGCUUGACAAAAGGAUUCAGCAGAAGAGCAUGUAUAUAUCCAGAAUGACCAACCUUGCUUGCCAAAGAGAGAUCAUGAAGAGCGAUGUAGCAGCGAUCUUGGAAUGGAGUUCCUGGCUGAAAGAACUUGUCGAUGCAGGUAAACUACAGCUGUGGAUUUUUAGCAUCAACCGGCAUCAUCUAGUAUACAUUCCUGGUCUGAUCUUGUACUUGGGAUGGAUAUCUUCUUAUGCUGUUUUUUCUAUUGAGAGAACAAUCCAAGAGUAUAAGUCAAGGGUGAAAUCAAGAAAAGAUCCUGCUACCAACUGCGAAAAUGUUAUGCUUCAGCUUGUUUCACUGCAUUGGGUAGAGGGUAUGACUGUAGCUGAAGGGUCCAUUAGCCGCGUAGAAUUGGAAAACAGUGCUGGAGCCUUGGCAUUUGAUUACUCUGCGCUAAUGAAGAAGUACUUUGAGAAUCAAAGCCCUGAUAUUUACACUGAUCUUGAUUCUGGAAGUAUUGUCGAGCUUGGAUGUAGGCCGUGGAGCCCAUAUCAGACUGUAUUUGGAUGUUCAAUGAACCACAGUAGGCCAAGGCAUACAGAGCAAGAAAAACUGGUCCAUGGCUUGUUUGCAAAUAACUUGUCCCCUAAAUCUAUCAUUGAGCACCCACUUAACGAGGACUCAAAUAGGAAGCACCAAUUCUCAUGGGAUAUUUAUAGAAAGCCUAUGGAGAACGUACACGGCAGUCCAAUUGGCGACAUGACGUUUAAUGCUUUUUGUGAUCACCUCAAGCGCUUUAGACUGCCAGCUAUUAUUCGUCAAGUAAAAGAUGAAUUCAAGAUUGAGGCUGGUAAGCCAUUCAAGGCAGCGAAUCCACGAGGAAAGCUUAGAGCUGUCGAGCUUCUUGAGCAAACAGCGGCUCCUUUUGUUCCUUUGCGUGCUCGUGUUGGUUCUUGGGGCGCUAGACUGAUGCUUCGUUACUAUUGGAUUCGUAGAGAAAAGAAGCCUUCUACCACACCAAGCAGCGUACAAGAUAAUUGCGAUAUUCAAUAG